Messenger RNA from Cajanus cajan (pigeon pea), 2233 nucleotides. The record is from RefSeq and is a predicted model, not a curated record. Lineage: Eukaryota; Viridiplantae; Streptophyta; Magnoliopsida; Fabales; Fabaceae.
GAGGAGCGGAAGCAGUUGAGCUGUUGAGGUGAAUGGUGAUAGACUCAACUCAAGUUUCGCUUACGUGGCCCAUCAUCCGAACUCUCUUUCCUCUGCGAAAUUUAAAAAACAGAGUGUGCGAGUGCGAGUGCGAGUGCGAGUGCGAGAGAAAAGCGUAGUCACGUAACGGAAAAACACAGAAGCAACCAAAAUAGCUUCCCUUCUUCUCCUCCCUCUCUUCUUCUUCUUCCUUCCUCUCCUACUCCUCUUUUACUCUACGCCGCAACCAAUGGACACCUUGAUCGCACUCGUCAACCGCAUUCAGCGCGCCUGUACGCUUCUCGGCGACCACGGCGCCGACGCCGCCUUGCCUACUCUAUGGGAAGCGCUUCCCUCCGUCGCCGUCGUCGGCGGCCAGAGUUCUGGAAAGUCGUCGGUGCUUGAGAGCAUUGUCGGCCGCGAUUUUCUUCCCAGGGGAUCAGGGAUUGUGACUCGGAGGCCUUUGGUGCUGCAACUGCACAAAACAGAGCAAGGAAUGCAAGACUAUGCGGAGUUUCUGCACUUGCCUAAGAAACGCUUUACUGAUUUCUCUAUGGUUCGAAAGGAAAUUGAAGAUGAAACUGAUAGACUGACUGGGAAAUCAAAACAGAUAUCUCCUGUUCCUAUUCAUCUCAGCAUCUAUUCCCCAAAUGUUGUCAAUCUAACACUGAUCGAUCUGCCUGGUUUGACAAAGGUUGCUGUAGAGGGACAGCCAGAAAGUAUUGUUCAAGACAUUGAAAGCAUGAUUCACUCAUAUGUUGACAAGCCUAAUUGCUUAAUUUUGGCCAUUACUCCAGCAAAUCAAGAUGUAGCAACAUCAGAUGCCAUCAAGGUUUCUAGACAAGUUGACCCUGCAGGGGAAAGAACAUUUGGUGUGUUGACAAAGCUUGAUUUGAUGGACAAAGGAACAAAUGCUCGGGAUGUCCUCGAGGGAAGAUCGUAUAGACUUCAAAACCCUUGGGUGGGAAUUGUAAACCGUUCUCAGGCAGAUAUUAAUAGGAAUGUGGAUAUGAUUGCUGCUCGGAAGCGGGAGCGUGAAUUUUUCGCCACCAAUCCUGAUUACUCACACUUAGCCAGCCAAAUGGGCUCCGAAUAUCUAGCAAGGCUUCUGUCAAAGCAUUUGGAGUCUGUGAUAAGAGCUCGGAUUCCAGGUAUUGCGUCUUUAAUUAAUAGAAGCAUCAAUGAUCUUGAAGCAGAGUUGGCACGCCUUGGUCGACCAAUUGCUGUUGACGCUGGGGCCCAGCUGUACACUAUUCUAGAAUUAUGCCGCGCAUUUGAACGAGUUUUUAAGGAGCAUUUAGAUGGAGGGCGACCAGGUGGAGAUAGAAUUUAUGUGGUUUUCGAUUACCAGCUUCCUGCUGCAUUGAGAAAGCUUCCACUGGACCGUCAUUUGUCGUUGCAAAGUGUAAGAAAAGUGAUUUCAGAGGCAGACGGGUACCAACCUCAUCUAAUCGCCCCAGAGCAAGGUUACCGACGCCUACUGGAGAGUUCAAUGAAUUUUUUCAAAGGUCCCGCGCAAGCUUCUGUGGAUUCUGUUCAUUUCAUUCUGAAGGAACUCGUGAGAAAGUCAGUUGCAGAAACGCAGGAGUUGAAACGCUUCCCAACUCUUCAAACUGAAAUAGCAGCAGCUGCUAAUGAUGCAUUAGAGAGAUUCCGUGAAGACAGUAGGAAGACAACGUUACGGUUGGUGGAAAUGGAAUCUUCCUAUAUCACCGUCGAUUUCUUCCGUAAACUCCCGCAGGAAGUUGACAAGGGAGGGAAUCCAGCUCCCUCCUCAGUAGAUCGGUAUGCAGAGGGACACUUUCAGAGGAUCGGUUCAAAUGUUUUAUCCUAUGUUGGGAUGGUAUCAGAAACGUUGAGGAAUACCAUUCCAAAGGCUGUGGUUCAUUGUCAAGUGAGGGAGGCUAAACGAUCAUUACUAGACUAUUUUUACGCACAACUGGGCAAAAAGGAGGUACAAUACGUAAAAAAAAUUUUGAAUCACCUGCUGACCUGCUACUACCAUAUUAAACUGUAUUCACGUAUCAUUUCCACGAUUCAUCCUCUUUUUGAGGGAAACAAGCAUGAAGAUAUAAUUUGGGAAUUGAAUUGGACUACUGCUAAAUACUUUACAGGCUCAGAUAAAUGCAUUUCUCAGUAAUCUGAGGAUACAACAACGAGAAAGGGAAUGGGACGAUUUGUUCAUUUUGUUGACUAAUUUUUUCUUUGCUUUUAU